UUAACUCUUUCGGUGUUCCAAACUCCAAUUAAACACAUAACCCUGCAAAAUCCAUGGGCCAAUAAGCCACAAUUUUCAACCAAUCUCACCCACCUAUAUCUAUAAAUACUCAACCCCCUUCACAAUUUACCAAACACCAACACUUGCUCAAAAUUACACUUCUCAAAAUAACAAGAAAUUAACAACAUGGAGGCAGUUCAAACAUGGGUUUCAAAGAACAAACUUGCCAGCAUUGGGGCACUAUGGGCUUCUGGAAUUGGAGCAACACUUGUAGCUUAUUCGCGAACUAAAUCUCCAAUGAAGCCGAGUCUAAGACUUAUCCAUGCUAGGAUGCAUGCACAGGCGCUAACUCUAGCAGUGCUUUCGGGUGCAGCUGCGUAUCACUAUUAUGAAAAUCGUGAUGUUGAUUUAAAACCAGUGGAAGAUGAUAGUUCUGCUCCAAAUGUCAGCCAUCUGGUUGAAUGGGAGCUCCACAGUCCAUUUUAAGAUUGCAAGAAAUUUCUAUCAAUGAUUAGUUCUAUCAUGUUAUGAUCAUUGUUAUGUUAUUUCGAUCAUUAUGGUUUUUAUGUAUGAUUAGACUCUUGGACUAUCAUAUGUAUGCAUGUUCAGGGGAAAGACUUUUGAAUUUUCUAACUUACUAUAUAUAUAAAAGUUCUAUGUUAGAAUUUAAAGAA
Molecule: messenger RNA, 674 nt
Organism: Vicia villosa (hairy vetch)
Lineage: Eukaryota; Viridiplantae; Streptophyta; Magnoliopsida; Fabales; Fabaceae
Exons: 3
Coding region: 187-486 (99 amino acids)
Biological process (GO): mitochondrial respiratory chain complex IV assembly
Cellular component (GO): mitochondrial inner membrane
Source: RefSeq, a predicted model, not a curated record